AAAUUUCAUCGCAGUCGCCGAAUUAAAAUCAAAUGUCAAUACUUGUGACUUGCGCACAAAUUAAUGUUUUCAAUCAGUGCUCGAAAAAUGAGACGAUAAUUUAAAAAUGUUAUUAAAAUAAGAAAUCAUGUUAUAUUCUAUACUAAAACAGAUUUAACCAAUUAAAGUGUUUUUCUUUUAUUUAGUUCAUCAGAAAAUAUUUACAAUUUUGGUAUUUACUUACCUGCUGGAACUUGGAGUGUUAAUUUACAAGAAUGGAUUCUGCUGAGGACAUAGUUUUAAAAGAUGCUGUCUCAGACCAUCUCUAUCCAGCUUUGUUUCAGUGUUUCACAAUUAUUAUAUGCGGGUACAUUGCUGGAAGGCUCAAUGUGGUUUCAAAAGUGGAAUCUAAGGGUAUUGCCACAUUUGUUGGUACCUUUGCUUUACCAUCACUUAUUUUCCUCUCAUUAGCCAGAUUAGAUUUCACCAUGGUUAAUUGGACAUUUCUACUAGCAAUACUUGUAGCAAAAGGACUUGUAUUCUUCUUUGUGAUUAUAGUCACUGUGGUUGUUUCAAAACCCAUGAAUUUAGGACAGGCUGGUAUAUUUGCAGUGUUCUGCACACAGAGUAAUGAUUUUGCUCUGGGAUACCCCAUAAUCAAUGCGAUAUAUGAAAAGACACAUCCAGAAUAUGCUCUAUACCUGUACCUGAUGGCUCCAAUAUCCCUUGCCAUUCUUAACCCAAUUGCUUUUGUGUUAAUGGAAAUAUAUAAGCAAAGAGAGAACCCGCAAACAUUAGAUAGUGAAGCAAUCGGGUAUCAAAAGUUCAAGAUGGUGGUACAAAUACUAAAAGGAAUUAUAUUCAACCCAGUCCUGUCUAUGACCAUUUUAGGCAUUAUUGGUAAUAUAGCUUUUAAACACCAAAUCUCUAUAUACAUAGAAGGUUUAUUAGAUGUAUUUGGCCAGUCUUUCUCAGCGGCAGCCCUAUUUCUGCUGGGUUUGCGUAUGGUGGGCCAAAUAACUCGGUUAAGAGGACCGGCGUUGCUUCUGCCAUGUGUCUUGAUUAUGGUCAAAUUGAUCAUUUUGCCAGUGGUGAUGCGGGAAUGUGUUAGUAUGUUUGAUGCUGGUGUUAACCAAACGGAGACUCAAUCUCUGUCAACAUAUGCUUUCCUCUAUGGCACUAUACCAACGGCACCAGCGGUGUUUGUCUUCUCAAACUUAUACCAUUUGGAGAUUGACUUGAUGGCGUCAUCGAUGGUGAUAUGUACGUUCCUGUCGGCUCCAAUAACAUUUUUGUCAGCACAAGUGAUAUCUAUAAACAAGGACUACGCUGAUCAAAUAAAAAGAUUUGGCUUUGACCUCUCGAUAGUAUCCCUUAUAGCGUCUAUAUGGGUCUGCAUUGUGUUUACAUUUACAAAGAAGUAUAAGAGAAUGCCACAUGGCUUGACAUUCUGUUUGAACCUCACUCAGAUGUUAUUAGCUGUCAGUGUUAUUUGGGGUGGACCUUUAAAUAACUAUCCUCCAUCAUGGGAAGCUACAUUGCAGGAGACUUUACAAAUAUUCAGUACAUACUCUUGUCUGCUUUGGACAUCUAUGUUGACUGUUGGACUAUUAAUGCUUGAGUCCCGCGGGCCGUGUUUCGUUCUGACUAUAACCCCGGUGCUAUGUUUCGUGUCGUGGGGAGCUCCGCUCGUGAUGUGCAUCGCUCUCCUGUCCGCGGCCGGCGAGCGCGGGGUCUCCGGGGACGCCGCAGACGCCGUCAGAUUAAGUGUACUCUUCUUUUGUAUCACACUUACAACCGGCUGUCUGAUUCUGUACAUCCGUUUCCGUCGUCGCCGCAGCCCUGUAGUGACGUCACCUCCGGACGAGUCGUCGAGCCUCGUAGAUAACGCUGAGCCAGCCUCUAACACGCAGUCUCUAUCAAACUACGGGUGUUACGGCACUAUAACAACAACACCGUCGCCGAAUAGGAACAGUAAUGGUAAUUGUUGCUCCAACGAUCCGAACUGUGGGAACGGCAUACUGACAAACAGCGCUGACAUCGAGGACAUCGUUCACAAUGACAGGGAAUGUUUGUGUCCUUCAUCCGAAAAUCAAUGUAAUCCCGACGGCGCGACCUGUCCCUACCUGAACCAGUUGGAGCGUGCGGCUGGCUCGCUCGGGCUCCUACCACUGGAACAGACUCGAGGCCGCGGCGGACAGAUGCUAAAACACACCGUACUCAUCAUAGCAUACAGCCUCAUGAUGUUUCUGGGUCUGACUUAUACGACAUGGAAGAUUAUGCGUAAGAACCAGGCCGGUGUGUUUAUAGAAAUAGAGUUCUUGGACACAACGGCCAGCAAUGGACAGGCUUUGAUAAUGUUUAUACUGUUUGGAUUGGACCCAGAGGAAAUCAUCAUACCAGCUAUCAGAUUCUUCAAAAAGAAGUGGCAUGGAGAAGAUACGGUUGUGUUGCCGCAUAUAGAUGAUUUGAGUUUCGAAACGAAGCACGUAUGUGAUCAAUUCAUUACACAUCACCUGGAUAGAUGCAAGGAAGCUAUUGCUAAAGACACCAGAUGGCGCAUGCGUACAUAUCGCAAUGUGUUCCGCGGCUCGUGCCUGGUCCGCUGGCUGAUGGAGUGCGGUCUGGCCUCGGACGAGCACGAGGCUGUCCAGUACGCGAGACACCUUCUAGACGGACGACUCAUACAGCACGUGCACAACAAACAUCACUUCACUAACUCACCCCUGCUGUACAUGUUCAGAUAGACCUACAUACAUAAAUACAUAUGUUAUAUAUUGGCAUGUUAUGGAUAUAUAUUAACGUUGUUUUACGUUUUUUUUUUCUCUUUCUACAGUAUUUUUCUGUUUAAGUUAUUGGAGAUUAUAUAUUCGGAGACUCUAUAUACUUAUCUGUUUCGCUUCAGGCAUUUCCAACAACUGUUUUCACUCUAUCAAAAAAACCUAGUAUGGAUUCAUCAAAUGUUAAAUGUAAAUUUUAAAAAAGUUUCUGUACUCCAUAGCAUUUCCAGUUUUAUUAUAGAGGUUUAUUAAAACUAGUGAGGGUAGAGGGUAAUUUGUCAAGUUCAAAUAGUCUAACAAGUAGUAUAGAGAUGUUCCGAUCGAAUGUCUGAACGGUGACUGUUUUUAGUAUUGGGGUUGCUACAUGGUUUAAGAGUAUGCUUUAUACAAUUUGUAGAAUUAGAUUAGACUCUUAAACAUUAUAUUAUAAAAGGUAUUAUUUGCUUAAGCUUGCCGUCUUGAUUCACAGUGUGUUUACAACCAUAUUCCUCUGUGUAGUUACUUAAAACAGCUUGAAAAUGUAUAUUUUGUAGAAGUGUGUAGCAUUUAAUAUAUAUACCACUGUUAAAAUUUUAUAAUGUCUUAAUUAGAUUAUUUAUAUGAAGUAGCGCUUAAUAGUCUUACAGUUUGUAUGAACUUAAAUAUAUAAAUUAACAUUAAUUUAAAUAAAAUAGAACAAUAGACUGUCAUAUAGAAUUUGUGUUUUAAAUCUUAUCAUAGACUGUUUAUUUUUAUUACGUAAAUAUAUAAUUUAGGUGUUUAUAGGGUAACACUAAUUAAACCAUACAAUCUUUGAUUAUAAUGAUCACCUUGUUUUUCCCCUACUUCAAGAGUGAUUAAGACAUAUCAUAACAUUGUAAUAUCUAUACAUAUUUCACUUUUACUUCCAUACAGUUCAAAAUAUUUAAGUCUACAUAUUUAAUCCGAUUUCGAUUUAGGUUAUAUUCUACAUAAAAAAACACAGACUAUAUAAUGAACAACAAGAAUGUUGCUUUUAUUUUAUUUGCCAUGGGAUUCAUAGUUUCUAUUACCAAAUAAAAACAAUCGAAUCCUUUGUCUCUGGUUAGACCUGAAAAAUUGUAAACCAUAAUCCCAAAGUACUUAAAAACUUUUUAUUAGAAAUUAAUUAUCUGUGGAUGGUCUUCAUUUUCAUUAUGUUUACUGAAGAACUAUUAAAUUGUAUUAAUAGUCUCAUCAAGGUUCUUUUUGACAUACUAUAUUUAAUAAGUUCAGCUCUCUUUGAAACCAAAGGUAAUUUUUUUUUAGUAUGAACAAAUAUACUUUUAAGUAACUUUUCCUCACAAUUUAUAAUAUGGCACUACUGCAACACAAGAAUAGUAUCACCGACUAGCAAAUUUAUUAUGUACAUUAAUUUAUGUGAUAUGAAAUGGCUGUUUGCUUUAAGCUUAGAUUGUUUGAUAUAUUAUAUUAUAAGGAGUUUAUCAUGUAAUCAUGUAUGUCUAUACACUUGUAGUUAUCUCAGAAUAUAUUUUAAAUAUUAUUGUUAUUGUAUUCUAUAUAUAAAUAUAGUUCUAUUUUAGAAUAGAAGAAUAUACAAUGUUGCAAAUUAUCUAA
This is a messenger RNA of Danaus plexippus (monarch butterfly), 4334 nucleotides long. It is a transcript of the gene anchor, whose product is annotated as lysosomal cholesterol signaling protein. Bases 255 to 2726 code for a protein of 823 amino acids. The transcript is spliced from 15 exons. NCBI's taxonomy places the organism in Eukaryota, Metazoa, Arthropoda, Insecta, Lepidoptera, Nymphalidae. Gene Ontology annotation, biological process: transmembrane transport; intracellular signal transduction. The record is from RefSeq and is a predicted model, not a curated record. Gene Ontology annotation, cellular component: membrane.